Messenger RNA from Hyaloscypha bicolor E, 839 nucleotides. RefSeq lists its product as uncharacterized. Bases 36 to 695 code for a protein of 219 amino acids. The transcript has 2 exons. NCBI's taxonomy places the organism in Eukaryota, Fungi, Ascomycota, Leotiomycetes, Helotiales, Hyaloscyphaceae. The record is from RefSeq and is a predicted model, not a curated record.
GAUCACCACCAACACCAUCCAAAUUAUCAUAAGUUAUGGCUGCCAAAGAUAUGCACAACCCAGCAGAGGAUUAUGUAGUAACACCACACCCCGUCCAAGGCCUCACCCGUGUUGUCCGUCACAUUACCGGUCACAAUGCUGAGGGCAAGUCAGUAUUUCUAUCCACCGACGUUGGAGAUCAUCACCGCGAGCUGGUGAACAAGUCAGCGAUUGCAAAUAUCCUCUACUCAACACAUGAGCAUCCUGUGAACCUCAAUGGCGAUGUUGACGUCAAGUACAGCCGCGAAAAUGAGCCUGGAAUUACGGUCAAGAAUGGCAGUGUAUGCCGCAUGAUUGAUUUCGCCCCCGGUGGUGUAUCUCCCAUGCACCGCGUCGAAAGUCUCGAUUACGCCAUCGUGAUUGAGGGUGUCUUCAGAAUGGUGCUUGACUCGGGCGAAGAGCGCAUCAUGCAGCGUGGUGAUGUUGCUAUUCAACGUGCUACAUCUCACAGGUGGAUCAACGUCACUGGGAACGGGCUCUUGCCUGCGCGUAUUCUGUUUGUUCUGCUUGACGUGAAGGAUGUGAAUGUGGCAGGGAAUAAAGUGGAUGGAUUCCUUGGUGUUCUCGGGAAGGACUAUGUUGGAUUACCGGGGCACGAGAAAGCUGCUGUAGAAAUGAAUGGGGUGGACAAUGGAUUUUAUCAGAGCGAGUUUUGAAUUCCACGUUGCCUAUGGGCCCAGUUGAACUUCGACCUCAAGUUUAGUGACACUGAUAUCUUCCUGCAAGUAUAAUUGAAUUUAUUGCAAUUCAACUGCAAUCAAUGAAUGCGGGAAUGUAAGAUUUGGAAAGUAAGGAACCAU